Porites evermanni is the source of this 4466-nucleotide messenger RNA. The record is from the annotation of a GenBank genome assembly. NCBI's taxonomy places the organism in Eukaryota, Metazoa, Cnidaria, Anthozoa, Scleractinia, Poritidae.
GUCACAUGACUUGCUUCACAACACUGCACUACCUACAGAGUUAUCUCUUAUGUUGAACUAUCAGAAUGGCUUUAGAUUUGCAAAGAAUACGUCUUACAGACGACCAUACUUUGGAAACUGCCUCUGAAGUAAUGCAAAUGCUGAAGAUGGAUCAGCGGCUACCAGAUGGAAGAGAAUCGUAUUUACAGUUGUUAGAGGACCUUAACUUCCGCAGUAACCAAGAUGGCGGUGAACAACACACCCAGUUUGUUUUCCAAGGACAGUGCAUGAUACUGGGAGAUGCUAGAGUGGGUAAAACAAGCUUAAAGAAGUCACUAAUAGGACAAGGGUUUGAUGCUGAGGAACCGAGGACAAAAGGUGUAGAAGUUAGCUUAGUCGAUCGGAAAUGGAAAACUUCGGAUCCCACGACUGGUCUCAGCUUUGGAAGCUUUUCUCGGUUUACAGAAUCUGCUCUUCUCGAGUUUGCCAUUUAUUGGCCAGGCGGAGCUGAAUUUGUUAUAACUGAAGACUUGACUUUCAUUUUUUCAGCUGGCAGGUUUUUGUUUACACUUGGAAUAAUUAGCUGGGUUAUCUUAUUUAUGUGGCUACUCUCUUUAGCUGAGAUGUCUGUUACCUUUUGUGGAUUUUCUUUGAGUACAUUUGUAAUAGCAAUUUUACUUCACUUUAUUCGCUUAGAAGACCCAGAAGUUAUCACUUUGUUUUGCAUGAUUUUCACUAUUCGUCGUUUCAUAGUAGGGUUAGGGACCGCAUAUCUGCUGCCAGGGCUUCUUAAAAGCAUAGAAUGUAGCAAUCUCAAAUUCUCGUUAUCAGGAGAUCGACAAUACGCUUCUUGUGGCACCCAGUAUGUCUGGGUGGCCCACUUAUUUAUCUUCGCAGCAAUGUUUGGUUAUAUCUUUCUCAGAGUGUCGCUAAUGAAGAAGAUUAGGUAUUAUUAUAAUUUCGUCAAUUUAUCCGGGGUCGAUUCAACAGUCCCUGGACAAGUGAUAUUUGAAGAUUCGUUACCUAUUUUCCCGCGAAUUGUACUCUUUAUUGUACCUAUCAUAAGCGGUUUUACUUUUGGUUGCAUUAUUGGCUUUUCAACUGAACCUUCUGAGUGCACAUAUUGUAAAAUUAUUCACUUUACAGCGAUUUCACUUUUUUGUUAUUCAAUUUACGCGUUUUCAGAAACAUUACUGUCGUGGGUUAAUCGGCAAGGUCAAGUCGCCCUUGUCUUAUUUCUUUACAUAUCAAUGGAGAAAGCAGACUUGAGCUUAUUUUCAUUUUGUCCAUUUUCUAUGUAUGUGGCAAUGUUUGCUGUAUGGGCCUGCCAAACUUUGUAUAAAGAUUGGGAUGACAUGUUCUCCCUCUUCACCAGUAUGGGGAACAUUAGGGAAACAAGAGCUAGUUUUACUCUUAUACUUAUAGAGAAGUGUAUAUUGAAUUUUCGAAAGCUAAAGUUAGCCCUUCAAAAUAAAUUUUGCAGUGUUAAGCUGAAACUCCUGGACUUUGCAGGAGAUGAAGAAUAUUACGCUUAUCAUCAUAUCUUCAUGAGAGAUCAAGCCAUCUAUAUUGUUGUCUUUAACAUGGCAAACUUUGCAGACAACAAUUUCAGAAACAUUAAAACAAAAAUCCAAAGACUUCGUUUCUGGUUGGAAUCAAUCUGUAGCAAAGCAAAACCCAAAACACCAAUCUUCCUUGUUGGAACACACAGAGGACAUAUGGACAUAAUCCACCUAAAAAAUAUUGACAAACAUCUGCAACAACAACUAAUGCACUCUUUCAGUGAUGAGUUGGUGAUGAAUAAGGAAGACAAGCUUUCGUACUUCCCCACUGAGAACACUCUGGGAAGAAAAGACCGAGGAAUUCAAAACCUUCAGAAAGAAAUAAUGUCCACAGCAGAGGACCUCAGACCAAUUAUGGGAAGGGAAAUUCCAUAUUCGUGGAUAAAAAUUCAAGAUGCAAUAAUCAAUCUAAGUGAGAACAGGAAUGCAAGGUUUUGUGUGCCACUGAGACAGUUUCCAGUUUCAGUUGGGAACUUCAUUUGUACCAACUGGAGUAGGGAAACUUUGAAGUACUUUCACGAGAAAGGACUGGUGAUAUACAAUCAUGAGAGGGAAGAUUCUGAACUGUCCAGUUGGAUUUUGCUAAGGCCAGCUAUACUGGUAGACAUCAUCAUUCAACUGGUGUUGCCACUAACAGAUGAAGAGGUGUAUUUUCAGCGUGGUUUCAGGCGCGAUUGGAAACUACUCCAUGAUACUGGAAUGCUCACAGAAUCCCUUCUAAAACACAUUCUCUCCAGAUUCCAAGAGAAUGAAGAAGCAAUGAAAGGUUUUUUGGAGGAAUAUGAUUUAAUUUGUCCUCUGUUCUUCAAUGCGACAAACCAGGAGGAAGAAGCACAAGUCACACACUUUGUUCCUUCACUUCUGCCAGUGUCGUCAAUGGCGACAACACCAGUCUGGUUUGAUGGUCCUUAUGACAAGACGGUUUACGUGUUCUUCAAUCGAUUUCUACCACAGGCACUCUUCCAGCAUCUUCUGUCACGUGCACACAGGAACAGCAAAGCAGAAUUUGUUCAUGGUCAGCCAGUUAUAUACCAGGAUGUUGGCAGGUUUUGGUUGCGGUCCAACCAACCAUACAGGCUGUUACAGCUUAAGGAUGAAGACAUGAUUGAAGUCACAUUCACUUACAAGAGGUUAGUUUCAUAAUUUUCAUGUUUUCUUUGACAACGGGCUCGUAGAUUUGUAUACUGCGGGUAAAGCAGCGAGGUUUUUACCAUAAGAGAGACUACAGUGGGUUGCAUCACUUGCUCAUUAGUCUGCGCCUAAAUAGGACGCAUUCUGUGAAAUAGUUUCCACACCGAUGGAUGAAAAUUCCUUCAAAAAAGCGUUUGUAGUCGAAGAACCAAAACAUUUGCUGUUUUGCACGUGACGCAAACAAAAUUCAAACUAAAGAAUUAAAAAUUCUUCGGAGUCUUUAUCCUUUACGGAGGUAUUACAGCAUUUAAACAUGAGGUAUUAGAGCAUCCUAGCAGUCUUCUAUUCGAAGGGGUAUAAACGUUAGUUUCGUAACAAAGCGCGCUUGAGUUUGCGAGAUUUUGCGUGAGGCGGAAGUUAAAUGGCAGCCAAAAAAGCUUACAUACGGCUUUAACUUGAAAUAAUACUAUCUUGACAGUCCUUAAUCCACAGUAAGUAUAAUGUUAAUGUUUAUGAGUUCCUCGAGUGAUGAAUUAACUUAAAAAAGAUGUUUUUGUUGGAUUACGGCCGCCAUAUCGGUGCCGAUCUCAGAGAGGUACCAACACAGCGUGUCAAUACUGGGGGAGGGAUCAGAUUGGGUUGGUGCUUUUGGACUGAGGAUCUGCUACACUAAGCGGCGAAGAGGAAAGAGAAAAUACCGUCUUCCUCAUUUGCUAUGGUUUUUCACCAACUUUGUCACAAAACAAAUGAGCGGCAUGACCUGUGAGAUGAAAACUAUUGACUAUUACCUUGCAGAAAAAUACUCAUGCUAGAAAAUCUUUCAAGAAUUUUUCGCUUACUGAACGUAAGAUUGGUGUUCUCUCUCUUUACACGAUGUAGUUUCCUUGUAGCGCGCGAAGUUAGUUUUAUAUAAAUCAACUUUAAGGGGUGAAGUAGAGAACCUUAAUUCGGGUUUUGAAAAAUACCGCAUGCAACAGACUUACCUCAAGUUAUGAAUAUAUGAAAAUCAUAUAUGUGAACUACGGGGUGAAGAAUUAUAUGAAAGUAGAUCAAUUAUUUUGCAGGCUUUCUUUUCGCAACUGCAAAAGUUGCGUCUAUGAAUGCGAUGAUCUACUUUCAAAUAAGACUUAUCUCAAAUUGACUCUCUUCAUAUUUCUCGCGGCUUUACAGCCUAAACAAAAGCAACAGCUACACAGGCUAACCCAUAAAUUAAGAUAAAGCAUGUUAUCUCGCAAAGGAAAAGUUGCAUCUACCUGAUUCUUGGCGUGGCUGUUUACCUAUUUUAUUUUUUCUUACAUUUCAAAAAAAAUUAGAGGAAGUACUUGAAACACUGUCAGUAGAGCUAUGUAUCCCUAACUGUUAAAAAAAUUGCCCAUAUUUGGUAUUAAAUAGCCAGACUAAGAAAUGAUACUCCAUUUCACAGUGAGGGACAAGAGAUGAAGCCAUCAGCUGUACUGGCUCACAUUUUCAGCAUGGUCAAUGGGAUUUGUAAGCAACAUUUUCCUUACAUCAAGUUUCACUGUGGCCCAUUAUGCCCCUCAGAGAGGUGCCCUGGACACCAAGGAAGUUAUAUACCACACCCUGGGGUACAGCAGUUACAUUUCCGACGCCAUGUGAUCAAUGUGUUGCCUGCCCGUCAACAAGCUUUUAAUUGUUCAUUCUACUGUGUUAACGAGAACUUUGAAGAGCAAUUGAGGGAAUGGGUAGAAGACUAUGAUGACUGAAUGAAACGAUUUCUUUGGUUUUACAAAGAUAUUGGGACAGUUUGUUACUGACAGGGCUGUCAUUAAGAGG